Molecule: messenger RNA, 4569 nt
Organism: Amphiprion ocellaris (clown anemonefish)
Lineage: Eukaryota; Metazoa; Chordata; Actinopteri; Pomacentridae
Gene: bin1a
Product: myc box-dependent-interacting protein 1
Exons: 20
Coding region: 248-2149 (633 amino acids)
Cellular component (GO): synaptic vesicle; cytoplasm; plasma membrane
Molecular function (GO): phospholipid binding; tau protein binding
Source: RefSeq, a predicted model, not a curated record
AUCUCUCAGCAUCCUCCUCCUCUGACAGGGACGCGCACACACACAGCAGCUCAACAUUAGAGAAUACAGCCUUAGCUUUCUGCACACAUCCUCCUAUAGACACAUCCUAUAACCUCACAUCUUUACAUUUAUCACCGUUUAUUUCGUGCCCGGACAUUGAUGCAUUUGCCUCCACGGUCACCGUAGCGGUCCGCACCGAUCGUUAUUGCUUUUUCUUCUCCAUCCAGAGACUGACCUGCGCUACAAGAUGGCUGAGCUGAAUUUGGGGAAGGGGCUGACUGCGGGGAAAGUGGCCAGCAACGUUCAGAAAAAGCUAACCAGAGCCCAAGAGAAGGUUCUACAGAAGCUUGGCAAAGCAGACGAGACCAAAGAUGUUGCUUUUGAGGAGGGAGUCAUCAACUUCAACAAACAAUAUGCUGAAGGCAGCAAACUCCAGAGGGACCUACGAGCAUACCUGGAGGCAGUGAAAGCCAUGCAUGAGUCCUCCAAGAACCUGCAGUCAUGUCUAGCUGACAUGUAUGAACCAGACUGGUACGGCAAGAACGAGGUGGAUUCCAUUGUGGAGGACUGUGAUGUGCUCUGGGAUGAUUACCACCAGAAGCUGGUUGAUCAUGCCCUCAUCUCCAUGGAUACCUACCUGGGACAGUUCCCUGAUAUCAAGGCUCGUAUAGCUAAGAGGGACAGGAAGUUGGUGGAUUUCGACAGUGCCAGGCAUAACUAUGCUGCUACACACAAGGCAAAGAAAAAGGACGGGGGCAUUAAAAUUACCAAGCCCUCCUCCUUGUUGGAAAGAGCCACUCCAGGUUGGGCUCAGGGUAUCCUGUCUGCACACAACGUUGCCCAGAGCAGCCUCUCCAGGAGCCAGGCUGAGGAAGAGUUGGAAAGAGCCCAGAAGGUGUUUGAGGAGAUUAAUAUUGACUUGCAAGAGGAGUUACCUUCACUCUGGAACAGUCGUGUUGGGUUUUAUGUCAGCACCUUCCAGAGUUUGGCUGGUUUUGAAGAGAAGUUUCACAAGGAAAUGAGUCGGUUGGAUCAGGACUUGAAUGACGUCUUGGUGAAACUGGAGGGAACAGACACAAGCAGAAAGACAGGUAACCGCGGCACCUCAUCGUCAGGAGCAAACAGGAGUGGUAAAGAGGCAUCUAACCACACUCUAAGGCCAGGAGGACCACCGCCAAUCCCCAAAUCCCCAUCCAAGCUAAGACCAGCAGUGCCUCCUCCACCCAAGGUGACCCCAUCCAAGGAGAUGAAAACAGAGAACAUCAUCAACCUGUUUGAUGCUGCAGCAACUCCUGAUAUCAGCGUCACCUCCCCUACAGAGUUUGACACUCCUGCAGUGAGCAGCCUGUUGGACAUGGACCUGGACUCUUUCAGUGCAGCAACCAACCAGCAAACCACACAGCCUGCAAACUGGGACUCAUGGCCUGAGGACAGUGGUGCCCAGGAAGAAGAGACCCAGCAGCACUAUGAUCCUGUGUCUGCUGCUACAGAGGCCUGGGGGGAUGAUGGUACGCAGCCUGUCCGCUAUGAUCCCAUAGCAGCUGCGACAGAGGGCUGGGGGGAUGAUGGUACCCGACCAGUUCGCUAUGACCCUGUGGCUGCAGCUCAGGAGCAAUGGGGGGAUGACGAGAGUCAGCCGGCUCAUUACGACCCCGUGGCUGAAGCCCAGGAGAGCUGGGAUGAUGACGGAAGCCAGCCGGUCAGAGAAGAACCUGCCACGGACACCGAAGCACCUGCAGAUGAGGCUCCGGCUGACACGGCUGAGGAGGAAGUCACCCCAGCUGCUGCUGAGCUGGAGAAUGAAGAGGGUCAGGGUGAAUCUGCAGCAGCAGCUGCUGCACCAGCAGAGGAAGAACCAGCGACAGAGGAGACACAUGAAGUAGCAGCAGAACCAACAGAAGUAGCACCAGAACCUGCAGAAAUGCCUUCUGGCUUCCUGUUCAAGGUCCAGGUGAUGCACGAUUAUGCUGCCAAUGACACAGAUGAACUGGAGAUGAAGGCUGGGGAAGUGGUGCUAGUAAUCACCUUUGAAAACCCUGACGAACAGGAUGAUGGCUGGCUGAUGGGAAUAAAGCAGGACGACUGGCAGCAAAACAAAGAAAACUCCGCCAAAGGAGUAUUUCCUGAAAACUUCACCCAGAGGCUGUAAAAAAAAAAAGAGGACAGGACGUCAUUCCAGCUUCCUUCUCUGCGUCUCUAUUCCUCUUGCCUAUAUCCUUUCCCCCUCCUCUCUUGCCCUGAUACUGUAUCUUUACAAGGACUUUGGCCAUAGAAGCAGAGCUGUCUCAGCCCUGGAGGAAAUCAUGCAUUUCUAAGGUCUGCUACACUGUGCUAAAAGUGGAUUUUGGCAUUUCUGUGGAUUUCUGCCAACAUUUACAAAAACAAGACAGAUGUAACCAUUUCACAGGUCUCACUUUUUGCUGUCUUUCUUUGCUAUUGUUGCUAUACCAUACUUGAGGAAUUGACUAGAGAAUCCCAGACAUAUGAGACAGAUGCAGGGAUGGUUACCUCUGCAAUGGUUACAACUGAAGUUGAAUUCUGAUGUUUUACUCUUGGUCAUGUUUCAUCAUAAGAGUGAAAACACCUGUUAAGAAGGUGGUAUUGAGGGAAUGAGAGCAGUGCAAAAUACAAUGCCAAGUGUAGCACAGCAUCCCAAAGUAGAACCACCUGCUAACCUGCAACUUUACUUCAGUCAAAUUGCAAAAACACAUUUAAACACACAAGGUUCGUAGGCUUAAUCAACCAAACAACACACAUCUAAUUAGUACCGGGCUUCUCCUGACAUGAUGCCUUUUGGAUACAUCCAGCCCAUCCUUUAUCCCUAAUUUAAUUGUUUACUUGUGGAAAAUGGGCCCUUGGUUGUUGUAUUAGUUUAGAGUCUAUGGUGGUUUAGGUAGUUUGAACCUAUUGUUAAAUCCAAACUAAUACAUCUCCAGUUAACUGGUCAUCAGUCAGCAGCAUAGUAAAAGUGACAGCAGGAAUCCUUUAUUAAAAUUCUGGUCUCAGAGUCCGAUAGAAUAGAAAAAGACAACUGCAAAAAUCAUUUAUGACAGUUGUUUUUUUUUUUAAAUUCCUUGAAACUGUAUGGAGCUGUGUCUGUUUUUCACAGGGGAUUCCUAAAUAUGCAUUAGCCAGGCUUGCUACAAAGCUCGCCAACAGACUACACCAAUGAGAAGCUGCUACUGGUAGUAUAAUAGUCAUGUUUAUAGAUACGGUUACACCCUAAUACUAAUCAAAUAUAUAAUAACUGAGCCAGCCUCAUUCAUUUUUGAAAAAAAAUAAAUGUGCCGAAAACAGUUCCCUCCGUUUGCAUAGAGACUACUGAACUCAAAUGCAGAUGAUUCAGAAUAUGCACCAGAGCAACUUCUUUUAUUUUUGUAUGCUGCCAAGCAAUGAUUACAUAUAGCCUAGUGUAACUAUGUCAAAAAAUAAUUGCCAACUGAGGAUGUUAUGGAGUGUUUUGUACUUCUGUAAGGUUUACUGCUCUCAGCGUAGCCGCAUAGGUAGUUAAAACUAACUCACACUCAGCCAUUCUUUCAGUCACCGACUUAAAAAGAGAUUCACGGUUCUCAUGAUGUUACUAACAUGUAAUAAGUGUGAGAGAAAAUGUAUGUGUGUACGAUUGUGUGUAUGUGUGUGUGUGUGUGUGUGUGUGUGUGUGUGUGUGUGUGUGUGUGUGUGUUUAUGAGUUGUUUGGGAAACAUAAAUCUUUAUCUAUAGGCUAUUGUUAUUGGACGAUACCACCACCACCACCUACCGGGGGGAAGUGCGUCCAAUUUUACAGGAAUCUUUUCUGACUGGACAAAAGCAACUCAAAUGUUUUGGGUCUUUUCCGCUGGCUGGUAUUAUGGUUCCAGGUGUUAUUGUGCAUUUGUUGUGUAUAAGUGUAAUUUUUGCCAAGCUGUGAUGACAGAUACAUAUUCUAUAAAGACAUUCAUAUCUGUAUGUGAGUUAUGUGAGCAUGCUGACUCCCCCAUGUGUUGUUGUGUGAACACCCUUAAUUUAAGACAGUGAUACUUGGGUCACUUUUGAGGCAGUGUGGAAACAAGCAAUUUGUAUUUUUUGUUACUUUUUUUUGUGUGUCAAUCUUGGUAAGAAGGAUGGUGGUGCGCCGGUGCAUUGUGUGUGUUUUUCCACCGUUCUCUCUCAAAACAGUCCUGAUUAUAAUUGCUGGUUGUCCAUCAGCCUUGCCUCAAAAUGUUGCUAGGUAUCGUGGUCCAAACAGAGUUAAUUACACGGAGACGGGACGCAUAGAGAUAAAGGUGAAGCCACCAGACUCAGGUGAACGGAUUUUCUAGCGGUUUUGCAGUAUUGGGAUGUGCAGGAUUUUUUUUCCAUGUGUAUUUAUAAAGCCUCAUAUGUAAGAACAACACCUGCACGUUUAGGUAAACGAGUCACUCGCAUUCUGUUCUCAAAUUUUAUGUGUCAAUCUGGUGAAUGUUUUACCUGGGCCUGGUUCUGUAUCUGUCUUUAUGGAUCAGUCUCCUGCAAUGAGUUGUGGGAUACAACAAAAAGGUUUUUCCUGUACCCAACUGACCAAUAAUAAUAAUAAAGACUACUUAGAAUCUA